This is a messenger RNA of Penicillium concentricum, 1242 nucleotides long. Its product is annotated as lipase family protein. The transcript has 2 exons. The record is from RefSeq and is a predicted model, not a curated record. Bases 1 to 1242 code for a protein of 413 amino acids. Lineage: Eukaryota; Fungi; Ascomycota; Eurotiomycetes; Eurotiales; Aspergillaceae. Gene Ontology annotation, biological process: lipid metabolic process.
AUGACUAGCAUUUUACUCCUCCCUUUACUACUCUAUAUCUACUUCCUGAGCCCCGCCACAGCCCAGACCAAACAUGUUGCAACCGACCUAUUCAACUCCCUAGAGGAGUUAUCCCGAAUAGUGGACAUCUCAUACUGCGUCGGAACAACAGGAGUUCAACAACCAUUCCAGUGUCUGAGCCGCUGCAUCGAAUUCCCAGAUCUAGAACUAGUAACCACCUGGAACACAGGCCUCCUCCUCUCCGACUCAUGCGGCUACAUAGCCCUCUCCCACACCCCGACCUCCAAACAAAUCCUCCUCGCCUUCCGCGGCACAUACUCAAUAACAAACACAAUAAUCGACCUAUCCGCCUACCCACAAGCCUACAUCCCAUACCAAGACGAAGAAAAUACCUGCGAAAACUGCACCGUGCACGCAGGUUUCAUGCGCUCAUGGCUAAACACCCGAACAGAAAUCAUCCCCCGAAUCUCCGCUCUGCGUGAACAAUACCCAGAUUACCCUAUAACGCUAGUUGGUCAUUCCCUGGGCGGAGCUAUCGCCGCACUUGCCGGACUGGAAAUGCGAUUGAAAGGUUGGGAUGCGACUGUGACGACGUUCGGAGAGCCUAUGAUUGGGAAUUGGGCGUUUGCGAGAUUCCUUGAUGAGCAGUUUGGGCUGGAUGGUAUAACUAUCCCACCGCCUGGGGGAUCGGAAGGGGGUCAGCGAUUUCGCCGUGUGACGCAUGUUGGGGAUCCGGUUCCUAUGUUGCCGCUUGUUGAGUGGGGGUAUAGUCCUCAUGCAGGGGAGGUUUUUAUUUCGAAGGAGGGGUUGCCGCCGCGGGUGGAGGAUGUGGUGCAUUGUGUUGGUGCGGAUGAUCCUGCGUGUAUUGCUGGUGGGGGGAGUGAGGGGGCUUUGGGGGAGUUGUAUCGGGAUUUGAAUAUUCCUGUUGGGUUGGCUGGUGAUGGGGAGGGGUGUCGGUCGACUGGUGGCAGUGGCAGUGGGGAUGGUGCUAUGGCAGGGGAGCAGGCUGUCUUGGGACAUCCAGUGGGUUCUGAUCUUGGUUGUGAGGAUCGAUUAUCGCCUCUUCGGUGGGAUUGGUCUCUUAUACCGGCGAGGUAUCGACUUUGGGAGCUGUUUUAUGCUCAUCGGGAUUACUUUUGGAGGAUUGGGCUUUGUGUUCCGGGGGUGAUCCAACUGGGUAGAGUAUAUGUAUCUAUUUGGGUUGGAUGCGGGCGUUGGUUGCUUGGUUUACUGUUGAUAUAA